CGCGCGGUACAAUAGAGCUGUUGUGCCGUGGUGGUGGACAGAUUGCUGCCCUGGAGAUUCCCACUGUGGUGGGAUACAAAGCCCAACAUUUUCCCCUUACAUACCACCAAAGUCCCCGUUUUUAAAGGUGUGUACUGAAGGUGAUUCCUGGACUGAUUGGUGUCGGGAAUAACGCGGACAGGAGGCAGAAAAUUAAGCUGUGCAGAGUUUUUCAGAGGAAUCCUUUAGCAUGCUCUUCAGUUUGAAAUUUAUGGAUGUUACAGGAUGAAACGUCUCAGGUCCUCGAGCAGCAGCGACAGUUCAGACAAUGAGAGUCCCUCAACCUCCUUCUGCUCCUCCAACAAAUAUGGCGGCAAACCUGAAACCCCCGCCUCCAACCAGAAGAAACCGGCUGAAGUGUUCAGAAAAGACCUGAUCAGUGCCAUGAAGCUGCCUGACUCCCACCAUGUGUCUCCUGAGGACUACUACCUGCUGGCUGACACCUGGAAGAUGGAGUGGGAGAAGGGGGUCCAGGUGCUGGCUAGUCCUGACACGAUCCCUAAGCCGUCACUCAGGGUUGUUGUAGAGAAAUCCAAGGAGGUGCUCUACAGUCAUCAGAGAAAAUACAUCCAGUGCUCGAGCCAGGAGACGACAGAUCCAGGAUACGUCAACAUCAAGGAGCUGGCCGAGGCCAUGUGUCGCUACGAUCUGGAUGACAUGGACCUCUACUGGCUGCAUGCGCUCAACAGAGAGCGACUGUGCAUGGGGGAGGAGCCCAUAGACGAGCUGACGAUGGAGCGCACCAUGGAGGCUCUGGAGAGUCAGUGCCAUGACAACAUGAAUCAUGCCAUCGAGACGGUGGAGGGCCUGGGGAUCGAGUACGACGAGGAUGUCAUCUGCGACGUGUGCCGCUCCCCCGACAGUGAAGAGGGGAACGACAUGGUGUUCUGUGACAAGUGUAACAUCUGUGUCCACCAGGCCUGUUACGGCAUUGUCAAAGUGCCUGUUGGAAACUGGCUGUGCAGGACGUGUGUCCUCGGCAUCGACCCGCAGUGCCUCCUGUGUCCUCAGAAAGGGGGUGCCAUGAAGGCAACACGAGCGGGCACAAAGUGGGCACAUGUGAGCUGUGCACUGUGGAUACCAGAGGUGAGCAUCGCCUGUCCAGAGAGGAUGGAGCCCAUCACCAAAGUGUCCCACAUCCCGCCCAGCCGCUGGUCUCUUAUCUGCAGUCUGUGUAAGCUGAAGACAGGAGCAUGCAUCCAGUGUUCGGUGAAGAAUUGCACCACACCUUUCCAUGUGACCUGCGCCUUCGAGCACAGCCUGGAGAUGAAGACCAUCCUGGACGAGGGCGAUGAAGUGAAGUUCAAGUCUUACUGCCUGAAGCACAGUAAAUCUAAGACUGGGGAGCCUGGCCUGAGUCCAGCUCGCGCUAAACCCCCCGCCGAGUCUGAGAAGGUGGGCCAGCGGGCUCAGAGGCUGCAGGAGCUGGAGGAGGAGUUUCACACUUUGAUCCAGCCGGAGGACCUGGCCCGGGUCCUGGGACUCUCUGAGCGCCUGCUGGACUUCAUCUAUCAGUACUGGAAGCUGAAGAGGAAAGCCAACUUCAACAGAGCUCUGCUGCCCCCUAAAGCCGAUGAGGAGAACAUGAUGCUGCAGCCGCAGGAGGCCAGCAUCCACACGCGCAUGAGGAUGUUCAUGCACCUGAGGCAGGACCUGGAGAGGGUGAGGAACUUGUGUUACAUGGUGAGUCGGCGUGAGAAGCUGAAGGUGCUGCAGAGUAAAGCUCAGGAGCAGAUGUUCAACCUGCACAUGAAGCUCGUGAACCAGGAGAUCGCUGCAGGCCUUCAGUCGUCAUUCCCAGUGGAGAGUAUGCUGUUUCGUCCUCCUCCCAGGAUCACUCUGAAGCUGAAAAUGCCCAAAUCCUCGGCUCUUGGAAAUGGAAGCUCUAAGUCUGGAAACGGACCUCUCUGCCUGGACAAUAGUUUGAAUGUUACUGAGCACACAGGUGAGGGGCUCGGUCAGGGGAAGGGCCUCGGUCAGGGGAAGCCUCAGCUGCACGGCGGAGGGCGAAGGGAUGAACGUUCAAACGGACGCCUGUCUUCCUCAAGCAGCAUGGCGGCACCUGUUAAACUCUCCGGUAAACCCUUAUCCUUGCAUGCAGCGCUGCACGGCCACUCGUCCAACAGUAACGGCAAACUGGAGCAGGAUCGAGCGUGUGCAGUAAAAGCCAACGGCCUCUUGGAGAAGUUAGUGGCUCAGAAGGACAGCUCCUGCCAGACACCCAGUGACCAGGACGCUUCAAAUCAGGCUUUGGACAAGAGCAGCUUCAGGAAAUCUGCCAUGGAGCACUUCGGCAGAUCCUUCAAAGAGGCGACCAUUAACCUGGUACGGACCACAGAGGACCUGCGGGCCUCUGACAAACUGUCCCGAAAGGGCUCAGCCAAGGAGAGAAUAUGGGCCAAACCUGUUUCUGAACAAAAAGUCAAAGGCAGUAGAUCGUACCAGGACAGUGACGGGUACUGCCCCGACCUGGAGCUCAGCGACUCGGAGCCGGAGAGACACAGAGCUAAAGGGAGACACAGGCGACCGGUCGGGACGCCUCAGCAGGACGCUCCGAGGAAAGGAGUCAGCCGUGGGAAACAGUCGCUGGGAUCCAGACACUCCAUGCAGAGGUGACAGCCGUUUGUUCACUCCGCUCACUGCCGCUGUUUACUCCAAAGUGCCGGGCAGUGUCUCUCCAUCAGGGACCAGACCAAGACGCAGAGCUG
Messenger RNA from Labrus mixtus (cuckoo wrasse), 2747 nucleotides. RefSeq names its product jade family PHD finger 3 (gene jade3). The transcript has 12 exons. Gene Ontology annotation, cellular component: histone acetyltransferase complex. Gene Ontology annotation, biological process: regulation of transcription by RNA polymerase II. Lineage: Eukaryota; Metazoa; Chordata; Actinopteri; Labriformes; Labridae. Bases 265 to 2655 code for a protein of 796 amino acids. The record is from RefSeq and is a predicted model, not a curated record.